Entelurus aequoreus (snake pipefish) is the source of this 1836-nucleotide messenger RNA. It is a transcript of the gene pde6gb, whose product is annotated as phosphodiesterase 6G, cGMP-specific, rod, gamma, paralog b. Gene Ontology annotation, molecular function: 3',5'-cyclic-nucleotide phosphodiesterase activity; cGMP binding. Gene Ontology annotation, cellular component: photoreceptor outer segment membrane. Gene Ontology annotation, biological process: positive regulation of G protein-coupled receptor signaling pathway; positive regulation of epidermal growth factor receptor signaling pathway; visual perception. The transcript is spliced from 4 exons. Lineage: Eukaryota; Metazoa; Chordata; Actinopteri; Syngnathiformes; Syngnathidae. The record is from RefSeq and is a predicted model, not a curated record. The coding region runs from base 188 to 451 and encodes 87 amino acids.
GUACGUUUUCUUUUGGGUAAAACCACAGCACCUUCGGCGGAGAAGCACACGUCUGAGCGGGAGGCGGGGCCUCGCUAAUCCUCACAGCCAAUAAGAGCGUCCCUCACAGCGAGAGCGGAGAACUCCCCUUCUGGUCUGCAGGCGGUUCUUCACGGUGCCAUCGCCACGACGACAGAAGCCAGACGACAUGAAUCUGGAGGCGCCCAAAGCUGAGAUCAAAUCGGCCACCCGGGUGAGCGGGGGCCCCGCCACCCCGCGCAAAGGACCCCCCAAGUUCAAGCAGAGGCAGACGCGCCAGUUCAAGAGCAAGCCCCCCAAGAAGGGCGUGCAGGGGUUUGGCGAUGACAUCCCGGGGAUGGAGGGCUUGGGAACCGACAUCACCGUCAUCUGUCCCUGGGAGGCCUUCAACCACCUGGAGCUGCACGAGCUGGCCCAGUACGGAAUCAUCUGAGCUGGAACUGUGGACUGGAACAAACACACCAAUGGAAAGAAAACUAAAUGUCACAGUAUCCGCGGGUCUUUAGGAUCCUUGUAUCUGCAACGUCACAUGACCCCGCCGCUCGCCGUGGACGCCUUCAGAACCAUGAUGUUACCAUGUGACCGCUUUAACACCUGUACCGCAUAAAUCUUGUGUCUUCAUCUGGUCUCGCCUUGUUCUACGUCUGACCCAGUCCACAAGAUGCCAUUCAUGGAUCUUUGAAGUAGUCCAAUCUGGACCAGCUAUUCAAAAGGUUAUAUUUACAUAUAUACAUACAUAUAUACUGUGUACAUAUAUACAAUUACAUAUACCUUUACAAAUACAUAUAUACCUGAACAUACAUACAUACAUACAUACAUAUACCUUUACAAAUACAUAUAUACCUGUACAUACAUACAAUAUAUACAUUUACAUAUACCUUUACAAAUACAUAUAUACAUACAUACAUACUGUAUAUAUAUGUAUACAUUUACAUAUACCUUUACAAAUACAUAUAUACAUACAUACAUACUGUAUAUAUGUAUACAUUUACAUAUACAUUUACAAAUACAUAUAUAACUGUACAUACAUACAUACAUACAUACAUACAUACAUACAUACAUACAUACUGUACAUACAUACAUACAUACAUAUAUACAUUUACAUACACCUCUACAAAUACAUAUAUACCUGUACAUACAUUCAUACAUAUAUACAUAUAUACAUUUACAUAUACCAUUACAAAUACAUAUAUAAUACCUGUACAUACAUUCAUACAUACAUACAUACAUACAUAUAUACAUCUACAUAUACCUUUACAAACACAUGUAUACAUACAUACAUACAUACAUACAUACAUACAUACAUACAUACAUACAUACAUACAUACAUACAUAUAUACAUAUAUACAUUUACAUACACAUUUACAAAUACAUAUAUACAUGUACAUACAUUCAUACAUAUAUACAUAUAUACAUUUACAUAUACCAUUACAAAUACAUAUAUAAUACCUGUACAUACAUACAUACAUACAUACAUACAUACAUACAUACAUACAUACAUACAUAUAUACAUCUACAUAUACCUUUACAAACACAUGUAUACAUAUAUACACAUAAACAUAUAUACAUUUAGAUAUACCUUUACAAAUACAUAUAUAAUACCUGUACAAACAUACAUACAUACAUACAUACAUACAUACAUACAUACAUACAUACAUGCAUGCAUACAUACAUACAUUAAUAUAUACAUUUACAUAUACCUUUACAAAUACAUACAGGUAUAUACCUGCACAUACAUACAUAUAUAUAUAUACAUAUAUACAUCUACAUAUACCUUUACAAAUACAUAUAUACAUUCAUACAUAUAUAUGUAUAAAU